Apis florea (little honeybee) is the source of this 1947-nucleotide messenger RNA. It is a transcript of the gene Oli, whose product is annotated as basic helix-loop-helix family member olig. Gene Ontology annotation, molecular function: DNA-binding transcription factor activity, RNA polymerase II-specific; E-box binding; protein dimerization activity. Gene Ontology annotation, cellular component: nucleus. Gene Ontology annotation, biological process: sensory organ development; positive regulation of transcription by RNA polymerase II; axon development. NCBI's taxonomy places the organism in Eukaryota, Metazoa, Arthropoda, Insecta, Hymenoptera, Apidae. The record is from RefSeq and is a predicted model, not a curated record.
CGGAGGAGACGCGAACUACAUUUGGGGUUGCAGUACACCCUGCGCGCAGGCCGUCCGCAAACAAUAGACGCGUGCGUGUGAAAGAGAGUCUGUGGACGGAUAAUUUCAUUAAGUAAAAAUGUGUAUCGACUGAAGUGAUGAAAAAAAAAGGGUGGAGAUCGGACGCGUUGAAUAAGAAAUAACGGUGGAUGAACGAUCGACGAAGGAAAUGAACCGAGCGAAGGAAAACAUCUGGAAGCGGUAAUAUGGCUGGGAUCGGCGUCGUUUGACUCGAUAAAGUGUCCAUCCAUUCUCUGUUUUCGGAAAGAAAAAAGAAAAAUUUUUGAUUGGGGGAAUAAAAGAGGGAAUAUCGUGAUCGAUCGUAGUCGAUUUCGUCUCUUCGGAUCGAGGAAAGAUUUGGAUUGGAGGGAUGGCCGGUUGUGCGCAAAAAAUUUUGCUGAUCCUCGCUGCAUUCGGGGGGAUCCUGCGCCGUGCAUGACCGGCGGCGGAAAGAAAUUUGUCGAGACCGACUCGGUUGAUCCUUGGAACCUGUGGAACAGGAGAAAAAUUAGGAUUAAAGCGGGGAUAAGCGUUUACCUGAGAAAUGAGAUCCUACGACGGUGAGAGCAGCUCCACGGAGGACGAUGACAGAAGAGAGGGUCUUCCCGAGGCCCACUUGCAGCAAGGAUCCUGGCAACGUUCGGCUUCGCACCCUACGUGGGCUUGGGAACAUCGAACCGCUCAUCCAUUGCCACCACAAUCAACGGCAUCGCUCGAAUCCAUGUACUCGUUACCAGGGGCGUCUCACGCCAGUGUUUCCGCUCCUCCAGCUGGCUACUCGUCCGAGCACCCUCAGAGCGCACCUGGAAGAAGAACUCCCUUGGGUGCCGUCGGCCUCGGCGGUUUCUAUUUUCAGCAACAGCCCCAACCGCACGCUUCGUCGAGUGCCCUUUCCGACGAGAACAGACCGGACCAAGAGAGACCCGGAGCGUCGAGAUUGAACUGCCCGCCAAAAUCGAAGACCACGCGUCAAGGGAAGAGCAUGCGAUUGAACAUCAACGCGAGAGAGCGUAGAAGAAUGCACGAUUUAAACGAUGCUCUCGACGAACUUCGAUCCGUUAUUCCUUACGCCCACAGUCCGUCCGUAAGAAAAUUGUCCAAGAUUGCCACUCUCCUGUUGGCAAAAAAUUAUAUUCUCAUGCAAGGAAACGCUUUGGAAGAGCUGAAAAGAGUGAUAGCGGUUUUGCAAUCGCCUCACGCUCACACCACGGCUUUACCACCCACACCUGUUUCCUACGAUUUGCUGCACGGAUUCCCAGGCAAGUUGUUCCAAGGUGUGCCGGAUAUGCAAGGACUUCCUACGACAGAUCCUCAAAGCGUGACGGCAGGUGGUCCUCCGACUGAUGGUACUGUGGCCAGUGGAGAAUCGAAUUAAAAGAUUCGAGCCUUUGUUCCUUGAAUAGAUAUUAAGAUUAAAAUCGAGAAUCGAAUGUGUUACGGGGUGGCGUUACGAAUGUUGAUUAAAAAAUGACAAAGGAAGGAUUUCUUAUUAUACAAUUUACAAGAUAAAGGAGGGGACGGCACUAAUUUUAGUGUUAAUAACGAUUUUUAUGAAUAUAUAUUGCGAGGAUCUUAAACGCGAUUAAUCUUCCAGAAUGGAAUCUAACGAUUUAAUUUUAACAUUAAGAUUAUAAUAUGAAGAUAGCGUGUAAGUUUCGAAUGCGAGAUUAAUUGUUGAUACGAUGAAAGUAUUAGAAAUGAAGUAUUCAAGGGCGUAUUCGACAUAUACUGUUACGAGUUCGAUAAACAUUGAGUCAAUACUAGUACGUAUGGUUGAUACUCUUAAGAUUGAAAGUUUAUGAAAGUACUAGCAAUUAACGAUUAAGAGUAAUUACUUACGAUAACUAAGAAGAGCAAUAAGUAACAGGAUAUUUCUGUCUCUGGUGAAUGGAUAUCGACUUUUAAUGA